Molecule: messenger RNA, 648 nt
Organism: Lasiodiplodia theobromae
Lineage: Eukaryota; Fungi; Ascomycota; Dothideomycetes; Botryosphaeriales; Botryosphaeriaceae
Product: HPP domain-containing protein
Exons: 2
Coding region: 1-648 (215 amino acids)
Source: RefSeq, a predicted model, not a curated record
AUGCUUCCGCCCAGCAACGACCGCCGUAGCCGGCUUCCUCCUUGGAUCAGUCGUUGGCUUGGCUAUCGCGCCUCGUCUCCCGCACCUCUCCCUUGGUACUUGACCUACUUGUGGUCCUUUGUCGCUGCCUUCUGCGGGCUGUCGGUCCUUCAGGCAAUAUUCAACUACUCAAACUACUUCAAGGCUCGUCACGUGCCUGGUAUCAUAGCCUCAUACGGCGCCUCAGCAGUUCUUGUCUACGGUGUGCCCCAGGCCCCGCUUUCUCAGCCACGGGCUCUCGUUGGCGGGCACUUCCUCAGCGCACUUGUUGGAAUUUGCGUUACAAAGCUUUUCAGCCUCAUGCCUUCGGACUCCAAGUUCGAAUCACUACGCUGGCUAGCCGCCUCGCUAUCCACAGCCAUUGCUAUUGUCGUCAUGCAGAUCACGGAAACGACACAUCCACCCGCAGGAGCCACUGCAUUAUUACCUGCCGUCGAUGAGGACAUUUGGAACUUGUCAUGGUACUAUCUCCCUAUCGUUCUGCUAUCUUCGACCAUGAUCCUCCUCGUCGGCAUUGUUAUCAACAAUACUCAGCGUGUUUACCCUGUUUUCUGGUUCGCUCCAGCGAAACCUGCCAAGGUUGAGCAGGGGCCGGAGUCGAAGGGGUGA